Messenger RNA from Sesamum indicum (sesame), 1627 nucleotides. Its product is annotated as SH3 domain-containing protein 2. Lineage: Eukaryota; Viridiplantae; Streptophyta; Magnoliopsida; Lamiales; Pedaliaceae. Gene Ontology annotation, molecular function: protein binding. The record is from RefSeq and is a predicted model, not a curated record.
UCAUAGUUUAGACUAUAGAGUCCGAAGUCUGAACAAAUUCAAAAACCGUUGGUAAAACUUUUCCGACAAUUUUUUCAAACUUGAAAGUUCGAAUUCCCCGUCGGUCUCCACUCUCUCUCUCUGUGUAAAAUCUUGUAAUGAAAUGGAAGCCAUCAGAAAACAAGCUACCAAGCUCAGAGAACAAGUAGCCAAACAGCAACAAGCUGUUCUCAAACAAUUUGUUGGUGGUAUUGGUGGUUUGGACAAUCUUGUGUCCGAUGAAAAUGAAGUACAACAGCAUCAAAAAUUAGAGAAGCUCUACAUAUCUACACGUGCUGCCAAGCACUUUCAAAGAGACAUCGUCCGGGGAGUUGAGGGUUAUAUUGUAACUGGAACCAAGCAGGUUGAGAUUGGCACCAAGUUGUCAGAAGAUAGCCGAAAAUACGGCACUGAGAACACAUGUACUAAUGGCAGUACAUUAUCUAAAGUGGCACUAGGCUAUAGUAGAGCUCGUGCUCAAAUAGAAAAAGAACGCGAAAAUCUACUUAAAUUGCUGGGAACACAGGUUGCGGAGCCAAUAAGGGCGAUGGUAGUGGGAUCUGCAUUAGAAGAUGCCCGACAUCUUGCACAGAGAUAUGACAGAGUCCGACAGGAGGCUGAAGCUCAGGUUAUUGAUGUUGCCAGACGCCAAGCAAGAGUGAGAGAAACCAAUUUUACUUCAGAUAAUAUAUUAAAGCUUGAAGCUGCAGAAACGAAGCUUCACGAGCUUAAGUCAAAUAUGGCUACAUUGGGUAAAGAAGCAGCUGCUGCCAUGGCUGCUGUGGAAGGUCAGCAGCAAAGAUUGACUCUCCAGCGGCUAAUAGCCAUGGUCGAAGCUGAGAGAACUUAUCAUCAGCGGGUACUCGAAAUACUCGAUCAGCUCGAAGGGGAGAUGUUGUCUGAGCGUCAAGGUUUUGAAGCUCAUCAUGUUGCAGCUGCAGAUAAUAUAAAUCCUCCACCACCUGCAUAUAAUGAGACAGAGGAUUUAUUUGCUUCUCACACAUAUGAUGGGUCAACUGAUGGCAUGGGUUACUUCUUGGGGGAGGUCAUUCAUGGAUACCAAGCUGAGUCUGACGUGGAGCUGACACUAGCUGUUGGCGACUAUGUUGUCGUUCGAAAGGUGACCAACAACGGUUGGGCUGAAGGUGAGUGCAAAGGGAAAGCAGGGUGGUUCCCGUUCGAGUAUGUUGAGAGACGAGAACGUGUUCUUGCAAGCAAAGUGGCUGAAGUAUUUUGACCUUGACUUGUAAAUCUGAAUACGCAAGUCUGUCCCUUCAUGCCUUAAACAUCCUGUAUUUUGACACAUGAAGUAACUCCAAUGAUGCAUGAAUGAUUCGAUGUCCCAUGCUGAACAUUCCCAGACGAAUAUAAGCUGAAAAUCUGCUUAUUCCCUAUUUACCACAGUUGUUGGAUGAUUUUCAUUUCCUUUUUCUGUACAUUUGGUGGUAAAAGGAUGAGUUAGAGUGCCGAUAUGAAAUGAUUCGACGCAUCCUAGAAGAGGGACUUGGAGUUGUGGCUGUUGAUCCCACUUUCAUCAGUGAAGUUGUCAUUGAGACCAAGCAUAUUGAAUUAUCAAUCAGAAAAUACAAAACUUGAUGUUCUGGCAUGG